ACUAGUUCCCUCACACAUGGUUACUUCCCAUCCAUAAAGUUAUGACAGACCUCUCGUGUUAAGAGUCAUUAUAAAUAAUCGGUUAAAACGCCGUGGAAUCAUUUCCUUCUAUUCUCAAUUAACUUCCAUAAAUAAUAGAAUCGAUAUAAUUUGGAACUUUGUGUGAAAUGAGUUUGCAGUCAACAAAUUUGGGUCUGCUUCUUCUUUUGUUACUUGGGACGCUGGAAGGUUGCUAUGCUGAGGAGGAAGAGAGAAGUGAUGAUGACGAUCAAAUACACGAAGAUCCUCACAGAGACCCAUCUCUUUGUGAAGGUUGGUAUUGUUUUUUGUUUGUCUUUUUACAUUUUUGUGACGUUUUAAACGUAACAAUCUGUCUAAAACUAAAGCCGUUAGUAAGUUGGGCUUAGUUUAGUCUUUUACUCUUAACUCUUAACUUAGUAGUAGUAGUAGUCUAAGUCUAAGUCUAAGAAGAUAAGUUAAGUACUACUAAGACUAAGGCUUGGCUAGGGUGUGUGCACAACACAAAAAAACGACAAAAUAAAAGUUAGUAUAAAAACUAUAAAAUAAAAGCUAGUAUAAAAGUAAAAGUUAAAAGUAACCUCACCUAGUCAUAGUUAAAUCAUAGUAUUAUUGAAGGGUGUGUCCAUCAUGGUUCAUAAUAUGGCAAUGAAUUCAAACAUCAGUAAAUUGUAAUUGAAAUUGUAACUCCUCACUGACCUAACUGAAUUUAAUUUUAAUAAUCAAUCACUUCUUCAAUUUCAAUUGAAUAAGUAAUGGUUAUUGUAUGUUUGAUCAAACUGUGUAAUGAUAAUUAAUUGUAUAAAUUAUUAUUUAUUAUUAUAAAUAAUUCAAUCAAUAAUAUUGAUAUUGCUUUAACUUAAAGUUUAAGGAAAGAAAAAAAAAAGGCUAUGGCCCAUGCAUAUACUAAUACUAUAUAUACUAUACUAUGAUCACUAUGAAGUUGUGAUUGAAUAAUAAUAGUAUACGUCUGAAGGCAUUUGCUGAAACUUUUGAAUUUGUAUUUUGUCUGUUCUCUAUGAUGCCACAUUUGUUUUCUUUCAGUUUGUAAAUAUCUUAGCACAGAACUGAAAGGUCGACUUGAUGAAACAGGCAAAACACAUGAAGUUAUUGAAACAGGAUAUGGUCUUGAUACUAAGAAGAAAAGAAAAGAGUAUAGGAAAUCGUAAGCAGAAUAAGGUUUUAUAGUAUACGUUUUUUUAAAAUGGGAACUUCUGCACUUUUGUUGCUUACAAAAAAGAACUGUGUAUGAAUUUAGAGAAUUUAAGGCUGCUUUACCAGUGGAGUCAAUACAUAAUGCUAGACACUGAAUUACAAAUAAGUGAAUUUAAACAACAGCAAUGAGUACUGGUACAAGUACAUCUGCAGAAUCAAAUGAAAUAUGAAAUGCCUCAACUUAGUGCUUUGUGUAGUCAUAUGGUGUAAAUGGAUAGGUUUCAGGCAUAAGGGAAGAAAUGAGUCUCAUAUAGCUAUUGCAGUGCCGCCUUUAGGCUUGGGCACACUGGGCAGUUGCCCAGGGCCUUAGGUUUCAAGGGGCUUUAUUCUUCUAGGAGCAUUAAGUUGCCCAUAUUGUUAAUGAUAUUGAAAUAUACUUGGGCAAUUUCAUUUGCUUUAAAAGUGCUGUGGUAAGCAGGUUUCCAAAGUUUGGGUGAACAAAUGUUUUGAUUUUCUAAUUAAUUCCAUUCUCUUAUAUUAUUUAUAAAACAAAAACAUAUUUCACGGAUUUCAGGAGAGGGAGGGAAAUGUGUUAAAGCGACAUAUUUUUAUUAUUAUUAAUUAAUCAGAAGAAAAUUAUAGUCAGAACUGAUCUGUGGCUUUUGGAGAUUCCCUGCCAAUUUUAGGAUCUUCCCCCCUGAGUUCAAAGGGAAUAGUUCAUUAUUUUUUCUACAACACACAUUGGGCCCCUUAAAUAUCUGGGGUCCCCGUGCAGCAGCAGGGAUUGUUGGGCCCAUGUGAUGGCUCUGGUUAUUGUAGUUGAUAUUCCAAAUAAAUAUUUCAAUUUACUGAAUCUUUUAGAAAUAUCUACUGCUUCAACUUCCCUCAGAUAAAUCACAUAUUAAUAAAUAUAUGAUAACUUGUGAAAAUAUAUCCUAUCUUCUUUACAUCAAUAUGUUAUUUACAUACAAUUUUUUAUUUAUUAAAAAGGCAGAUUUAAAUUACCAAAAUAGAUUCAUAGACCUUUUCUUACAAAACAUUACUCAUUACUUUAUCCCCCCCCCCCCUUUUUUUUUUUUUUUUUUUUCCACCCUUUUUUUUUUUUUUUUUAAUUUUAUCUGCAACACUUUUUAAAUUUUUGUUAAAUGUAAAAAGGUAAUAUCCUAUACUUAUAGUUUUUUUUUUUUUUAACAUGUUGGCCUAUACAAUGUUAGUAAUCCUUUAUUGAAAUGAACAACUUCUUUGAGCUGGAAUCAUUUUGUAAAAAUUCAUUUAAUAAUGAAGUAGUGUAAGAACGUAAGUAAAUUUGAUUUGAAAAGCAAAAUAAAUGUUUUGAACCAAAUAAAAAUAAAGGAUUUGCGUAACGCAACCUUAUCAAUCAAGCCUAACUUUCCACUGGCAUCUCUUCUGUUGUUAGCUGGUUAAGUGUAGAAUGAUUCAAAACUAAAUUUAUGUAUUCGCCAAAGUCGCCCCUACAUUUUGAAUUAAACAAAAACUUUCUGGGUAGUGUCUCACUGAACCCCUACUCCCUCCCCAACCUGCUCAAUCUCAUGUUUCAUUUAAGAGACUUGGUGCCUUUGAUUUCUGCCCCCUCGACGAUCAAAAUGACAGUACUGGCAAUUAUAUAUCUACAAAAAUAUUUUCCUUUACUUAAGAAUAUAUUUAUAUAUAAAAUUGGACUUCACUGUAUAGAUUCCAUAGGCAUACUAAGCUGCUCCCAAAGCAUACCCUCAAGGGUGCCACAUCCAGAAUGAAUUUAUUUUAUGCAGUCAGAGCUGGCUCUGGUCAACAUCAUGCUAAAUUUUGGCACUGAUAGAAGGACCCCACCCCCCCAAUGAGAUUGUAAGAAACUCUGGUAAUAACGACAGGGGCCAACCUAGGCCCCAAAUGCUUUUCUAACAUUAAUUUAAUAGACUAGAGAGGAAUAAGAGGCCUUGAUGCCUUACUUCGCUCAGGGUCCCUGAUGCUGUUAAUUCAGCCCUGGACUAUUAUCAAAUAAAUUUAAUUAAAUUAGCUCUGCCACACUACUUACUAUGUAUGUGAUGUCACCAUACUAUCAUUGGGAGUCCAUCAUAAAAAAAAAAGUUAAAAACCCCUUACUCAACAUUUUUGUUUACACACAAGGAUGAAUUCAAAGGAAAAGCAAGUCUCCUAUCUCUCCUCUUGAUUUUUAAAAUACUUAUGAAUAUUUAGAGACAUGUAUAUACUUUGUGUGUUCCCCACCACCACCCAAUCAUAUUUUUCUGAAUCUGCCACUAAUGUGCUACACAGACGCAAUGACUUAAAAUAAUAUUUUUAAUAGAUUUUAUUUUGUCCUCAUUUUAUUUUUAGAGUUAAUGUAUGUUACAUAUAAAAUAAGAUGGAGAUAUGUUUUGAUUACACUGUACUUAUUGAUUUUCAGCAUAUGGAUAAACAUUCUGAUUAAGAUAAAUAUUUUUAAACUAGAACAAUUUAAAAACAAGACAUUUAAAGUAUUUUUCAAGCUCAAAGUCGAAUAAAAUUACAAGAACAUUUCUGAUUUUACAAAUAUUUACAUUUGAUCAAGGGAACUGCGGUUGAUAGAAGCUGUCAAUGAUCCCCAUGUUUGUGAGAAAAUACUUGAGUACAACAUUCAUGCUGAGAGAAAAGGCAGUUUACGCUUUGCUAAAGGCAGGAGUCAGACCAUGGAAACAUUACACAAUUUAGUGUUAGUAUUUGAUAUAUUAUUUAUUAAGAUACAUUACAAAUAAAUAAUAAAUUUAUUUGAACGUUUUUGAGGCAAAUGAGAUUAAUUAUUGUUGUCUGUUGCAUUAAAAAAAUGUGUUAUUCAUACAAAUUAAUUAAUGCAAGCACAUUAAAAAUGUUAUCUUGUUUUUGUAAAAUCUCAAAUACUGAUACAGUUCUUAUUUUAGAGCUAAAUAUUAACUUUAAAAUUGUUUUAGUCCAUCAUAAACUAGGUUAGCAGCAUUCACCCUUUUCAAUAGUCAAUACUUGAAUUAAAUGUCUUAUUUGAAUUAAAUUUUAUAGUCACAAAGGUGUAAAUGUGGAACUUGGCAUUCCUUAUGAGCUGUGGGACACACCGUCAGCUGGAGUUACAGAGAUGCAAAGAAAGGUGUGUUUAAAGAGAGCAACUCUCUUUAUUCUUUUAAUUUCUUUGGCUCUGCUUUAGGCUUUUAUAGAUUUGCUAAAAAAAAAAUGAAUAUGAUCAUCCAUUAAAACAAGUGCUACUGGUAUUGAUAUUUAAAUACCCUGUUUUCACAUAGACCAACUUCUGUCAAGGCAAAGAAAUUAGUAUUUCAUGUGCUCUGUGGAAAUAAUUAAGUUCUGCAUAGCAGCACAAGUUCCUUUUCCAAAGUGUUGUUAAAAGUUAAAAUAAAAUUUUAAAUUGUUUAUUCUAGUUUCUGAAAAUGGGUAUGUAGUGGUUCAGCUGGUGUAUAAUGCUUUUUCCUUUUCUGCCCGAUUUUCGAAUAUUUUGUAUUUUUUAAAAUUAUUUUUCAGUGCUAUAAAAUUGUGGAGGAACAUGAAGAUAGUAUUGAGGACUGGUAUUGGAAUCAUCAGGACCAAGACUUAACAAUAUUUUUAUGCAAGAAUAAAGUCCUAAAGUCUGAUGAUCUGGGUAAACUUCUUACGUUGCUGCUUUUAAUUAUGCAGUAUUUAAAUAUUUAGGUUUCAAUUUAUUUCAAGGUCAUUUACUUAUUUCUAUACAUAUUUUAUUAAUUUGUAAGGCAAAAAUAGAAUGACAGAAAAUUCAAUCAAGACAUUUAAAUUUCUUAAAAAUUAGCUUUAAAUAGCGAUGAUAUAAUCUAAUAUCAAAAGCUAUCCUUAUCUACAUCAUACUAAAUUGAAUUUAGAGAUUGAAAAAGAAGAAAAUUGAUUAAGCUUUUCUGGAAUGUUAAGUCAAAUUUCAAACACAUGAUAAGAGCUUUUAAAUGUACCUCUUCUGGUGAAAGAUACAGUUGUUUGGAGGGGAAGCUCAUUACAGAAUGAUUUUUUUUUAAAAAUAAUCUACAAGGCAUGUCAAGCUUUAAGUUGCAAGCCAUAUUGAUAAACUUGACAGAUACUUUUUUUUUAGAAGAAUCAAUAUAAUCUGCUCUAGUGUCACAGAGGAGAUAUGCAUUGCUUUGUGCCUGUUUAUUAUUUGAGAACCAUCGCUUCUUGACAUAAACACAAUAUAUGCACUGUUCCAAAUAAACUCUCAGCCAAACUACAUUAUUAGUUUCACAUUAUAAAGGAAUUUCUAUAUCUGAAAUGUGAGAGAUCUGCAACAUUUUUUUUGUUUUGUGUGUGGUCAGAUUUGUUAUAGAAAAAGAGUGACAUUCAUGUAACCCUUUUGCUUUUAUUAUUUUUAUUAGAAAUAAAGGUUUUAUUGGGCCUUUUUGAAGACAUUGUUGGGACUGGGCAGUGUACUGCUGGUCAUAGGUGGGGCAUCCUUGGAGUAAAUGCAGAGAUAAAAUUCAGAAUGAAAUUACAAUAACUUGAAAUUAAAUAUUUGAAUUUUUUUUUUUUUUUAAUGGUUCAAAGGCAUUUCAUUUUUAUUUUUACAAUGCUGAACUAAUGUUGUAUUGCCAGCCUGCUUGUCUGAACAAUGGACUGGUGAAAAGAAAAGCAAAAAAGGAGAUGGUGAAAAAGAGGAUGGCUCUAAAGCAAGGAAGAAAAAUAUUAAAAAAGGUAACAGUCCCCAAAUGUUAUUGUUAUGGCUUAAUUGUGCUACCGCUAAUGAAAAAUCCGCUUUCAAGGGAGGAAAUGACUUUUUAAUCACAAAAUAUAGGCAUUUACUUAGCAUAUUUGAAUUAAUUCCAAAUUUUGAUCCAGUUCUAUACAACAUAUUAUGCAGGUCUACUUCGUACUUAGACACUAUCAUAAGAAUGUUUGACAUUAUUUAUAAUGUAUGGCUAAUAAAAGAGAAUAAACUUGAAUGAUCUGAGAAAGCUCACAAGCAGGCUGCCUGAAGAAUGCAGACCUUCCUCAUUGCCAAUAUUUUAUAUUAAUUUAUAUGUCACUUUAUAAUGGUUUACAUGAAGAAAAUUGAAAAUCAAUGCUAAACUUAUUAUGCAUAUGUGGAUGGAUUAUUUAAAUGAAGAAAAAACCUGCGAGGUUAAUUUCAAAUUUGGCCCAUGAGGGAAAAAUAGCUCUCCCACAUUUUGCAAAGUAUAGGGGAAAAAUGUUAACAUAUUGAAUACACGUUUACAACCAAACUGAUGCUGAAGGCAAGUGUUUAGGGGGAAAUGAACGGUAUGAGAAAUAAAGCUGAUGAUGCUCAGCAUUUUGUAUGGUAGAUUUUAUCCCAGAUAAAAGUUUGAGUGAAAUGUACUGUUUCUAAAAUAGAUGUCCUUGAACAGAAUUAGUUGUGCUGGGAAAAAAUUUUCAUUGUUGGUUAUUAGAAGUCUCUUCUUACUCAUAGCUAAACUGAGCAGUAGAUGGUUUGUUGAAAGAAUAUCCAAAUUUCAUUGAGAACAUUAAAAAAAAUUUUGUUUCAAAAUUUCAUACCGGUUUAACACAUUGAGGAAUGAAACCCUGAUUAUUUUUUGUCAGCAUUUUGUGUUAAAUUAUUUUAUAAAUUAGUUUUUUUACCCCCCAAAAGAUACAGAAUAGUUUAAUCAAGUCAACCAAAUAAUGAAUAUUUAUUUUAUACAUAGAGCUCUUUGAAAGAAAAAAAAACUGCAAUAUUUACUUUAGAUGUUUUGUUGUUAAAGAAUUCCAUAACAAUAUAAAUUUUGACUGUAGAAACGUUCUGGUGUAAUGUUUAGGCUUAGGGACUUGCCUGUCUAAAUUUGGCCAUGUUUUGUUUUUUAAUUCCAAGUUUUUACUAUAUUUGUCCUUGUUAAAAUAAUUAGCCAAGAAAUAAUUUUACUCCUCAGGUCAUGGUAAAAUGAAAGGAGAUGUCGGAACCAAAGAAAAUGAGAAAACUGAGCUUUAAAUUAAAGAUACUUUUGGUGACUUGGAUCAAUUUUGAACUACAUCAUUUAUAAUUUUAUAGCAGUAUUAUAAAAACCAUGUGCAACCACAUAUAUUUUAUAACUGUUUUUUUUGUUAUAUAUUGUCAAAUAUCCACCAAAAAGAAUUACAAUUGAAUGGAAUAAGAUUGUGUUAACACACCCUUUAAUGAGGCAAUCCUAAAAAAUUGUCAAAAGGCAUUACAACAGAUGCUUCAAUUUUUUAACUACUUAACAUUUGAUAUGCCUAUUUGUGCGGAAUUAAGGACAAAAUUCACUUUUAUUUACAUUAUUAACUUAAUCAUUUUAUCCAAAUUUUUUUCAAAAUUGCAAUUUUAAAUCUACAAAUGAUAAUUUAUGUUUGCAUAAAUACAUUCUUAAAUAUAUAUAUAUAUGUAUCUGAAUGUGACGACUUCACUCUGAAAGGUUUCUCUAUGUGUAACUUAUACUAUUUCAUAUAUAGAAACAUGCUAGCUUUGUUUUCUUUGCUAAUAAAUUAUGUUAACCUAGAUGUUAUGUUUUAAAAUGAUAUUUUAACCAAAAUGGCAUUUAAAACUGACAUUUUCUAUAAACAUUUUUUUUCCCAAUAGUUUUCUAAGCUUCAUGACUAGAGAGAAAAAGCAGUGCAUUUUAACCUUUAUAAAGUUUAAACUAGUAGACCUGGUAUUUCCAACUGUUUGCUUUUGAUUAAAGAGCUGUUGGGAAAAAUUUAAUUGUUACUUUGCCAUAAAUUUCUGUAAGAAAUUGAAACUACACAAACGUAGUGUUUUGUCUUAUAAAGUUAUAUACUUCUAAGGUGUAUAAUUGUAAAUCAAAUCCAAAUAUGUUGGGUCUUUUUUUUUGGGGGGGCGUGUAAUACAAAAAAUGUACAUGUUCUGGGAACUAACUUGUUGCUCAGUAUUAUUUAAGAUAAAUUUUGCCUGUAAAACUUAAUCAUAAGUGAAUAAAUGUUAAUUUGGUUUGAGCAUUCAGAUUAUUAUAAUUUUUUUUUAUAAUUCACCAGCAAGCUUUCAAGUUUAAUGACAAAAUGUGUCAACAAAGGCUGACAUUUGUUUUGUUUUUAUAAUCACUGGACAAAAGAAAUGUGUUGGAACUAAUCAUAUGCAGAUGCUUGCUAUCCAUAUACUUUCUUAUUUAUAAGCUGUUAUUUAAUCUUUGUGGUGAAUUCUCCAAAUUGUGCUUUUUUAUAAAUGUAGGCCUUGAAAUGUCAUCUGUUUCAUUUUGGUACUGUGAGACGACCACAAUUUUUUUUUUUUUUUAAAAUUCCGAGUCAAGAUCUCACAAGAAUCUAAUAACUUUAAUAGUGAUGUUCAGCAACUGUUAGCACUAAAUUUAUUUAAUUCUGAAACGUUUUUAACCUUAAAUGGUUUUAGCAUUAGUUAUUGAGAAGCACUUUGCUUUAUAUACUAUUAGCUAAAAAAAUUAAGGAUAAAAAAAUUUUGAUUAAUGAAAACAAUUGUUCAUUUGCCAAAAUUCCAACGAAGGUGACAAAAAAAUGUUGGUUCUAUUUUCCCAUUGUUAAAAUAUGUAUAAAAAUCAGGCUAAAUGUGCAAGUAAUUUCUAUGUGUUAUUUAGAGGAUUAAGCCAUUCCAUCUUUUCCCAUUGGUAGCGGCUGCAGACAUUUAAUGUAUGAUAUAAGGCAUGGCAUUUAAAUUUAAACAUUCAAUGUUAUUGUAUAAUUUUGUACAUUAUUCUUUCAAUACUUUGCUCAAACAUUUAAUAAGAUCACAGCAGCUAUUCUGGGCUUGUUUACUUUGGAAAUUGAUCAAAAUUAAUUUAUUGCUUUUAAUCUGCUUCUUGCAAACAACUACCGUAAUGCUUCCAUGCAUAAAGAUUUCUUAAAUUUUGCGUUCAUAGCUCAGGAAGUUGUAAAUAAUAGAUAAAAUACUAGAAAAUCUUUCACCAAAACAUGUGAAGCUAUUACUGUUAUUGCUAUGCUAGGAAUCAUGUCAGCAUUCAACAUAUGUAAAUAAGAUUAAGUAAAUCGUAUGCAUUGUGUAUAAUUACUUAAGAAAAAUAUCAACCAAAUGUGUUCAUAUUUAAUAAGUUCUUUUUGAACAUUAAUGUAUUUUUUGAAACAGUUGUCAAGCCAGAAAGGGAUACCUGAUCCCAAAACUGUUAUAGAAAACUCUGAUCACAUUAUCUCCUGUAUCUUAGUAUUUAUUCUCUUUAUGGUGAACAUGAUCAUUUUAUUCUAGAAUUUGAUCUCAUGAAAUAUGAUUUUUGUUGUUGCUUUGUUUCAAAUGUUCUUGUAAAUGAUGGCAUCUAUUACUCUCAUUCCAGGAGACAUUUCUCUAGCUGUUAACUUAAUCUGACGCCAUCCAUGCACUAAAUGAAGAUGGACAGCUUCUUAUGUAAAAUGUGAAAGAUAUUCUUUAUAUAUUGCUUUUUUAUAUUACG
Molecule: messenger RNA, 9485 nt
Organism: Lymnaea stagnalis (great pond snail)
Lineage: Eukaryota; Metazoa; Mollusca; Gastropoda; Lymnaeidae
Source: the annotation of a GenBank genome assembly